Messenger RNA from Plenodomus lingam JN3, 1626 nucleotides. RefSeq lists its product as uncharacterized. Gene Ontology annotation, cellular component: membrane. The record is from RefSeq and is a predicted model, not a curated record. Gene Ontology annotation, molecular function: transmembrane transporter activity. Lineage: Eukaryota; Fungi; Ascomycota; Dothideomycetes; Pleosporales; Leptosphaeriaceae. Gene Ontology annotation, biological process: transmembrane transport.
AUGGUUAAAAGUGUGUCGAUAGAUGGGGAUGGAGGUCGUAGACAGGGCUCAACGUCGGACCCGAGCGCUGAUGCUGCGCUCGCGAAACUGGGUUACAGAAGCGAACUUCCUCGGAAUCUGAGCAUGUUGAGUGUUCUAGGAAUGUCUAUGGCUAUCAUGGCCGUGCCCUUUGGAUUAAGCACGACUCUAUACAUCACCUUGACAGACGGCCAAAGUGUUACCAUCAUCUGGGGCUGGAUACUGGUCUCUCUGAUCUCACUAUGCAUCGCCGCCUCACUUGCCGAGAUUUGCGCCGUCUACCCCACAGCUGGUGGAGUUUACUACUGGUCGGCCAUGCUCUCAACACGGGAAUGGGCACCCAUCUCAUCCUGGAUCACAGGCUGGCUAACGCUUGUCGGAAACUGGACGGUUACAUUGUCUAUUAAUUUUUCUGGUGGACAACUGAUCCUGUCGGCCAUUACACUAUGGAAUGAGGAUUUUGUGCCCAAUGAAUGGCAGACUGUGCUAACCUUUUGGGCAGUCAUGCUAGUUUGCAUGAGCAUAAACAUCUUCGGCGCGAAAUACCUGGAUUUGAUCAACAAGAUCUGUAUUUACUGGACAACCUGCACUGUGAUUAUUAUCAUGAUCGUACUCUUGACCAUGGCGGACAACAAGAGAGAUGCCGACUUCGUGUUUACCCACUACGAUGCGAGUGCAAGUGGAUGGCCAUCUGGUUGGGCAUUCUUUGUUGGACUGCUCCAAGCCGCAUACACGCUGACUGGAUACGGUAUGGUCGCAGCCAUGUGCGAGGAAGUUGCUUACCCCGAGCGCGAGGUUCCCAAGGCCAUUGUGUUGUCCGUUGCAGCCGCAGGUGUCACUGGAGUCGUUUACCUGAUCCCGAUACUGUUUGUGCUGCCAGAUGUACAGAUGUUGCUCGAUGUAGCCAACGGUCAACCUAUUGGUCUCCUCUUCAAGACCGUCACAGGAUCUGCCGGUGGUGGGUUUGGCCUACUCUUCCUCAUUCUGGGCAUCUUGAUAUUUGCUGGGACUGGCGCACUCACGGCAGCAUCCCGUUGCACAUAUGCUUUUGCGCGUGAUGGUGCGAUUCCGGGUUCAAGAUUCUGGGCCAAAGUCGACAAACGGUUUGAUAUCCCACUCUUGGCACUUGUUCUUUCUACAGUCGUGGAUUGUCUUCUUGGUCUCAUUUACUUUGGAUCAAGCGCUGCCUUCAAUUCCUUCACUGGUGUAGCAACAAUCUGUCUAUCCACGUCAUACGGAAUGCCCAUUUUUAUUUCGGUUGUUCGCGGUCGCAAAGCCGUUGAGCAUUCGUCCUACUCGCUCGGUCGUUUCGGGUACGCCAUCAAUGUCGCUAUGAUCAUCUGGAUUUGUUUGGCCGUCGUGCUCUUCUGUAUGCCGGUCAGCCUGCCAGUCGAGCCUGCUACCAUGAACUACGCAAGUGUCGUGUUUGCUGGGUUCGCAAGCAUCAGUGUGGCAUGGUACUUUAUCCGUGGGAGGAAGAACUUUACCGGACCCCCUGUGCCGACAGAUGUCGCACCGGGUCAGGAGGUGCCUGUUGCCGGCUUGGCAGUCCUGGAAAGCAAUCAAGAACGGAAUGGAGACGUUGAAGGCAAGGGCGAGAAGCUGUGA